AUGAGGCGUUGCGCGGGCCUGGCGGGCGAGGCGCAGAAGGCUGAAACUGAAGAUGACUUUGUUAAAGUUAAACGGAGGGAUUUGGAAAGGCUGACAACAGAGGUUAUGCAAUUGUGGGAUUUUUUACCCAAAAUACUGAAUGGGGAUAUCCUGGGGACAUUCCAGAAACUGGAUGCUCUUGAAUCAAACAUGGAGAAAAAGGAGGAGGAAAUAGAGCAGCUGAAAAUGGAUUGUGAACACUUCAGAGCCCGCCUGGAAACAGCCCAGGCAGAUUGCAUGAGAGAGAAAAAGAGUAAAGCAGUAAAGUUUUUUACAAUCACUGCACAGACUAUGGAGAGCUUUGUGAAGUCGUUAAAUGAAGACAUGAAGCAGCAGGAUUUGGAUUCUGAUGAAAAUCAGUUUGUAUUAGCUUUGGCAGGGAUUGUAACAAAUGUGGCUGCACUGGCAUGUGGCCGUGAAUUCUUGGUUAGUUCAAAUCGGGAGUUAUUGGACACAAUGAUGCAGCUCCUGGGAGACAUGAAGCCGGGACUCUGCACUAAAUUUAAAGUGCUAAUGCUAAUGUCACUUUACAAUGUGAGCAUCAACUUGAAAGGCUUGAAGUACAUCAGUGAAAGUCCAGGUUUUAUGCCUUUGCUGUGGUGGCUACUGAAUGACCCGGAUACAGAAGUUUGUCUUCAUGUUCUGCGGCUCCUCCAGUCUGUGAUUUUGGAGCCAGAAGUUUUAGCCAAGUCAGCCUCUGCGAUGCGUGAUACUUUACCAUUUCAGCGUAUCAUUGCACUGUCAAAGAGCCGCAAUGCAGAUCUGCAAGCACUUGCAAGAGAACUACUUGAAGAUCUUAAAAUACUUGAGUAUGAAGUAUAGAAGAGCUCUGUGACACCAACUGCUUGUAUUUUUUGAAUAUUUUUAUGCUGCAAGAGUUGUUAGAGAUGGUCUUGACUGAAAAGCUUUUGCCUAAGUUGCUCUGCCUAAGUUCCUUUGUGAAACUAGGCAACCCACCUAAAAUAAUACUUGGGAAAAUAUAAAUGCCCAAAUAUAAUCUUAGGUGCUGUAGUAGAGAUGGAAAAGGCUUAAUUUUUCUGAGUAGGAUUUUGUUGAUAAUGGGUUUCCAAAGUAAUGUUGCCAGGUUAUGUUGCCUGUUUACCAUAUUUAGGGAGUAAGGUAGUCAUCUCAUCCAUUGAUACUAUGUGGUUUAUUGCGGUGGUAAAUAAUCCUUUUGAUCCAUCUUUAAGAAUUACUGUGCUGAAGGAAAACUGUUGCUUUUCAUAACUCUUCUGUGUCAGAAUGCAUCUCAAGUUUCAGUUUUAUUGUUGUUAUUUCU
Dromaius novaehollandiae (emu) is the source of this 1318-nucleotide messenger RNA. It is a transcript of the gene HSF2BP, whose product is annotated as heat shock transcription factor 2 binding protein. The transcript has 7 exons. Bases 1 to 861 code for a protein of 286 amino acids. The record is from RefSeq and is a predicted model, not a curated record. Lineage: Eukaryota; Metazoa; Chordata; Aves; Casuariiformes; Dromaiidae. Gene Ontology annotation, cellular component: cytosol.